This is a messenger RNA of Aspergillus ibericus CBS 121593, 1746 nucleotides long. RefSeq names its product CorA family magnesium transporter. Gene Ontology annotation, cellular component: mitochondrial inner membrane. Gene Ontology annotation, biological process: mitochondrial magnesium ion transmembrane transport. Gene Ontology annotation, molecular function: magnesium ion transmembrane transporter activity. NCBI's taxonomy places the organism in Eukaryota, Fungi, Ascomycota, Eurotiomycetes, Eurotiales, Aspergillaceae. The record is from RefSeq and is a predicted model, not a curated record. The coding region runs from base 1 to 1746 and encodes 581 amino acids. The transcript is spliced from 3 exons.
AUGCUGUCUCCAUCGUCUCUGAAGCCCUCAGCUCCGUCAGCAUCUCUUCUCCGGUUUCUACGUUCACAAUCCGAUUCCUUCUUUUUCACAGCCAACCCAACCACUUGCGGGCGGUCUCUCAAUGACCCCCAACCUCAGCCUCAAUCUCAUGCCUUUCCGCUGAGCAGGACAUCCGACAGCAGGACAUCCGACUGGACGCAUAUUGAUCCUGCACCGUGCCGGGCGACCCUGGAAGCAAGCCUGAUUCCUUUCCCCGGCCUUUCAGUUAGAACUCGCGGUAUUACACGAUGUCGGGCGUCGCUGGCUCAACGCUCUUCAACAAGCCCGUUCUUUCCUCCCAGUGCGCAGUCUUCACGCGCUUCGUCCACAAAGAGCAAGGGUCUAUGGCGUCGACUUUUCGAUUUUAAACGGAACAAGGCUGCCGAGAACAAACACUUCGUCCGGCAUCCGCCUGCACUGAUCAGUGAAGGUACAGAGGGAAGCUUCAACAUUGGUCGCGGAUUAGUAGCCAAGGCCUCGAAUGAACCGCGCCUGCGAUGUACGGAGUUCGACAGCAAUGGGGAUGUGACUCUUGUCAACGGCGAAUUCAAGAAAAGCGAGCUGAUUGCCAAGUAUGGACUUCUUCCUCGAGACUUGCGCAAAAUCGACUCGUCAACUUUGCCUCAUAUCCUUGUACGACCGAGCGCCAUCCUUAUCAAUCUCCUACACCUGCGGGUCCUUAUCAAGGCCGAUCGCGUCCUUGUGUUUGAUGCGUACGGAUCGACAGAUUCAUACAUGCAGUCAUUAUUUGUGUACGAUCUUGAAGGAAAGCUACGACAGAAGCAGUCGCCGGGUGCAGGUGCUUUGCCUUACGAAUUGCGGGCGCUAGAAGCUGUCUUGAUCAGUGUUACAAGUGGCCUAGAGGAGGAGUUCAACGGCGUUAGAGAUCCGGUUGUGAGCGUGCUUCGGGCUCUGGAGGAAGAUAUUGAUCGCGACAAGCUCAGACAUCUCCUCAUCUACUCCAAGAAGCUGGGUACGUUCGAACAAAAGGCUCGUCUCGUGCGUGAUGCCAUCGACGAUCUGUUGGAGGCAGACGAUGACCUCGCUGCAAUGUACCUCACUGAGGGCUCGAAGGGUAUUCAGCGCGAGGAAGACGAUCAUCAGGAAGUCGAGAUGCUUUUGGAGUCGUACCACAAGGUUUGCGACGAAAUUGUUCAGGCUAGCGGCAAUUUGGUGACCGGAAUUCGCAAUACCGAGGAGGUUGUCAAGGCGAUCCUUGACGCCAACCGCAACUCUCUCAUGCUGCUAGACCUCAAAUUCAGCAUUGGAACUCUCGGACUCGCAACAGGAACUCUCUUCUCCGCCCUUUACGGAAUGAACUUGAAAAACUUCAUCGAAGAAUCAGACCUGGGAUUCGGCGCAGUGUCCGUCACAUGCUUUGCCAUCACAAUCGUUGUCUGUGCCUACGGCCUCGCCAAGCUGCGCAAGCUUCAACGCGUCCGGAUGUGGGGCGAAUCUGGCUCCGGCAGCGCAUCCAUGGUUCCUCUACCCACCAGAGGCGGUGCUCUCACCGGCCAUCGGCCGAACUGGCGAGCAGAUACCAUCGAACCCGUCUGGGGUAGCCUCCCCGGCGAAGGGCGUAUGGAGCGGAUGAAGCGCAUCAGAGACAAUGCAGCUGCAGCUGCAGGCCGGACUGCGACCCUCAAGACCGCCAGUGCGCCUCCGAAGCCAGCAGGCGACGGGUCCAAAGGACCAGAGCAAUCCUAA